Molecule: messenger RNA, 1772 nt
Organism: Coregonus clupeaformis (lake whitefish)
Lineage: Eukaryota; Metazoa; Chordata; Actinopteri; Salmoniformes; Salmonidae
Product: zinc transporter ZIP9
Exons: 7
Coding region: 229-1173 (314 amino acids)
Biological process (GO): zinc ion transport; transmembrane transport
Cellular component (GO): membrane
Molecular function (GO): metal ion transmembrane transporter activity
Source: RefSeq, a predicted model, not a curated record
UUUCCCUCAACAAAGUAUUUAUCAGCAAAGUCAGUGCUAGCGGGAAAAGAGUGCCUUUUAUUUAUUAUUUUCUUACACUUGGCGUUAUCUGUCUAGCAAUCAAGCUUGCCAGCCUAUCUAGCUAGUCAGUGUCUGGAUUCAGACUUGUCUGAGUUUACCGCGCUAGCUACCACUUGCCAGUAGUCCGGCUAAUUGUUGCUAUCAAACUAACAAAGCACAGCUGCAACUAUGUCUAUGGACGACUUCACUUCGAUCAGCAUGCUGUCCCUGGCAAUGCUGGUGGGGUGUUAUGUGGCCGGAACCAUUCCUCUGGCUGUCAACUUCUCAGAGGAGAAGCUGAAGCUGGUGACGGUCCUAGGAGCAGGGCUGCUGUGUGGUACUGCCCUGGCUGUCAUCAUCCCUGAGGGGGUCCAUGCCCUGUAUGAGGAGGUCCUGGAGGGUGUGCACCAUGCCCCUGUCCAGGCGGAGGGGGUGGGGGUGUCUGAGCCCAAGGAGGGUGUGGAUGCAGCUCUGGGGGUCAGUGGGGGCCACAGCCACAGCCACCAGCACCUCCAUGCCUACAUCGGGGUUUCCCUGGUCCUGGGGUUCGUCUUCAUGCUGCUGGUCGACCAGAUAGGAAGCGCCCACGUACACAGCAGCACUGACGAUCCGGAGUCUGCGAGGAUUGCCAGCUCAAAGAUCACCACCACCUUGGGACUGGUGGUCCACGCAGCAGCGGACGGCGUGGCUCUCGGAGCAGCCGCCUCCACCUCCCAGACCAGUGUUCAGCUCAUUGUCUUCGUGGCCAUCAUGCUUCACAAGGCCCCAGCAGCCUUUGGCCUGGUCUCUUUCCUGAUGCAUGCUGGUCUGGAGAGGAACCGGAUCCGUAAACACCUGCUGGUGUUCGCCCUGGCAGCACCUGUCCUCGCCAUGGUUACCUUUGUAGGACUCAGCCAGAGCAGUAAAGAGGCGCUGUCAGACGUGAACGCCACAGGCGUGGCCAUGCUGUUCUCUGCCGGGACCUUCCUGUAUGUCGCCACCGUACACGUUCUGCCUGAGGUGGGCGGGACCGGACACAGCCACUCCCCCGCUCCGGGGAAGGAAGCAGCGAAGGGACUGAGCAAGGUGGAGGUUGGGGCUCUGGUUCUGGGUUGUCUGAUACCACUGGUGCUGUCCGUUGGACACCAGCACUAGAGAGACACACACACACACCGCUAGCAGACACAUGAGACCCAGAGGAGGAGAGUGAAGGAGGGAUGGAGGGGGUGGAGAGUGGAGGAGGGACGGAGGGGGUUUAGAGUGAAAGCAAUCUAACAGACACCUCUAUCACACAUCUCAAAUGUCUUAUUUACCUGUUCUGUUGGAUGGACUACUGAUUGGUUGGAGUGGGGUUGUUGUUGUCCUCGUUGCCGGGACAACGACCUGCGGUGGAAUCGGAACCACACUGGACAACAGGAAGGGAUGAUGACGUCAUAACCAUAGUAACAACGACCUCCCUCUUGUUCAACACUCAAAAGGAAGUGCUGUCUGCUGGUACUGAAGACUACUGCUACCAUGUUUCUGUUUCUUUUAAGCAGACAUUUAUUUUUCAAUUUUUUGGGGGGGGUUCUCUCUAGGUAUGCUUUACAGAUAGCAGGGGAGUUGAUCAUGGUUGUAUCCUGUUUUCAGUGCUACAGAUGAACCGUCAACUCCUGACCUCCUGUUAAUGUACCUGCUAUUUUGUUGUUGAGGACUGGGCUGUGAGAAACGUAGAGAUAUUUGUGACAUCUUGCAGUAAAAGUACAGUUUUUAAA